CCUCCUGCUCCUCCUCUUCCUCUUCUCUAGACCUGUUUAUUCCUCCUCCUCCUCUUCUCUGACCUGCUCCUCCUUACCAUGGCGGCCCCGGUGAGAGGGUUUCGUCUGCUGCUGCCCCGACGCCCGGCCGCCCACACGCCCGCACGCCCAUUCUUCAGCCCCGCGAAGGAUGACAAGCCCGGCCCAGCCCCGGCCAGCGCCAGCCCCGAAGAGGAGCUGGACGUCCUUCCAGCUGACAGAAAACUGGACUUCGACGCUACCUCCCUGGCCGCACGGGGGUACCUGAGGAGCCAGAAGCCAUACAAACCACCAGGAGAUGCAGGACAAAAGGUCUUGGGCAUCUGCGAGCGUGUGCUGGGGACCCAGGCACCCAACGCGACCUUCCCAAGUGCCCAGGACAAGUGGAAGGUGCUGACCCAGUGUUCCCAAGCCCUCGGCCACACGCUGCCCAACUCCCUCCUGCACCGUGUCACUAGUGUGGAAGAGCUGGUGACCUUCUACCUCACCCCUGUCAACACCACAGUGCCCCUGGACAUGAUGAAGGACAUGGACCUGCCCAAGAACCUGCAUGUCACCUAUAACUACACCAGGUUCCAUCCAGAGACGGACACCAAGUUUGGGGGCGUGUCUGUCUUCACCAAGGACUCCACGCUUGUCGUCGGUCUCAAGAACAAGAAGCGCUACCCAGGCUACAACGCAGAGACCAGCUGGCCCUCUAAAUGAAGCACCAUGGCUGGCAGUGUGUCGUACUCCACCUGAAAUUGACCUCUUCUGACUUCUUGCGCUUUUUUUUUUUUUUUUUUGUUUGUUUUUUU
Molecule: messenger RNA, 815 nt
Organism: Eriocheir sinensis (Chinese mitten crab)
Lineage: Eukaryota; Metazoa; Arthropoda; Malacostraca; Decapoda; Varunidae
Gene: mRpL50
Product: 39S ribosomal protein L50, mitochondrial-like
Exons: 5
Coding region: 79-723 (214 amino acids)
Cellular component (GO): mitochondrion; mitochondrial large ribosomal subunit
Source: RefSeq, a predicted model, not a curated record